Messenger RNA from Plectropomus leopardus (leopard coralgrouper), 3014 nucleotides. Its product is annotated as chemerin-like receptor 1. Gene Ontology annotation, molecular function: complement receptor activity; G protein-coupled receptor activity. Lineage: Eukaryota; Metazoa; Chordata; Actinopteri; Perciformes; Serranidae. Gene Ontology annotation, biological process: phospholipase C-activating G protein-coupled receptor signaling pathway; positive regulation of cytosolic calcium ion concentration; complement receptor mediated signaling pathway. Gene Ontology annotation, cellular component: plasma membrane. The record is from RefSeq and is a predicted model, not a curated record.
ACUUACAUGACUCGGACUCACGUCCCAGAUUUGAAGACUUUAGAGCAGGGAUUUAAAUGUUUUUUAGGCCAAGGACCCCUUAGCCUAAACAGAGACAGAGCUGCGACCCCUGUGUAUAAAACUGAUUUUCAGUAUUGCAUACAAUACUGAGCUAUUCAAAUAAUUAUUAUUAGCAGAUUGAUAUAAUUACACAUCAUGUUUAUUUCUGAUGUGGACUACUUUCCGAGUCUCCCGAUCAAAAAGUUACAAAACAAUCCAUCGUGGCUCACAGGAACUUGGUAUAAUAAUACAGCCAAUUGGCCAAAAUGUUUCAAAAGCACUUAACUGUUAGCUACCUAGUUCACCUUGCUGUUAUGGACAGGUGCUGCAAAGUGAGUAAGUGUUAGCCGGCUGACAUGAUUGCACAGGGAUUCAUGGUUAACAGGUAGCCUAUCACCGAUGUUGUGUACUGUAAAUUAAAUGUGUGGAUUUUUUUUUAUAUAUUUGUUAAUAGUAUGUUGGAUUCAUGAUAUAUUUUAAUUUUAAAAAGAAAAAAAAAACAAAAAAAAAACUAAAAUUUAAAUUCAAAUGAGUAACUCUGAGGACCCACUUGAGGUAAUGGAUGUUGUGUUGAAGACCAAUGGUGUUAGAGUCCACUUUACAGAAGCACAAAAGACAUAAACACCAGCAGCUUGAGAAUGCUCUUGAAUUUAAGCGUUUUGACAUGAACAUACUUGAUACCUCCCCAAAAGCCAAUCUAAGAAGUUUAUAGACAUUUUCAACAUGAGACAACAUGAGAUGUGUCAAAUGGAACAAAACAGGACAGAAAUAUACAAAAUUCACUUUGCUAGCUGCUAGUUUAUAGUGCUAUAUGCUUUGAAAUGGCAAUGUCAGAAUUCCUUUUUCAUGCUUAAGUUCAGUCGCAAGUGUUUUAACAACUUGUAGGAAAUAAGUACAACUUUUUAAAGGCUCUCCUGAUUUUUGUAAAUGUAUUUUGGUAUUGCCCUGUUGUUUAAUGGCAUUGCAUUUUGUGAAGAGUGCAUUAUGACUUGUUCAGGACUCGAAACUAAAAGGUGUAGGAUUUGGGACUUGCCUGUUUCAGCCUGGGACUUGAGUGCAAAACCUCGAGACUUCAUGUGACUUACAAAACAAUGGGCCCCAUUCGCUAAUAUCUGCGUUCUUAUUCUGCGCAUAAAAUAAGUGCGCACGCAGUGAAUUUGUUCUUAAUAGCGUGCGCGUGUUGCUAAAUCAGAAUCAUUCUAAAUCGGCAGGCGCGUGCUCGUUAUUUGUAAUCAGGACACUGCCACGCCCCCAUUUCGCUAAAUAAGGAAAUACGUUUGCAGCGAUGGGAAUCCAGCGGGGAAGUUGUUUCUACGCGUGGAAAAAGGCCCACAGUCGGAAACGGAAAACAGCUGAUAAGCCUCCAACCUCUGACGCGCUCUUUCCUAAAUUCACAGGCUCCAGUGUCUUCCAGCACGGUUUAAAGGAAACAGAAGUGAGAAGUAGUCUCCUGCAGCAAGGGAAGAAGCCACUUUUAAGUGAUUGCUUCUCCUUCGAGACAUAACGAACGUAACCAGCAUGGAUGUGGAUUAUAUUGAAUAUGAUGAUUACACUCCAGACAAUCUCAGUGAAACUGAGAACAACAUGACCAACACUGGACUACUGACUUUCAGUACUUCUAAGUCAUCUUUGACUCAUGUUCUGGUGGCUGUCAAUAUCAUUAUAUCAGUGAUUGGCCUCGGAGGAAAUUCAUUAGUGAUCUGGAUCUGUGGAUGUAAAAUGAAAAGAACCGUCAUCACCAUCUGGUACAUAAGUCUGGCCAUUUCAGACUUUUUGUUCUGUGCCUUUUUGCCUCUUGAAGUUUUCUACAUGAUCACCUCACACUGGCCUUUCGGACUGUUUUUGUGCAAGCUCACCUCCUCCGCUCUGUUUCUCAACAUGUACAGCUCUGUGUUUCUGUUGGUUCUCAUUAGCGCUGAUCGCUGUAUAAUGAUCUUGUUUCCCAUUUGGUCGCAUAACCACCGGACAGUGCAGAAAGCAAUAGGAAUUGUUGUCCUCAUGUGGCUCGUCUCUGCACUUCUAACGUUGCCCUCGCUGAUCUUCAGACAAACCACAGUCCACGGCUCAGUCACCCAGUGCUACACUGGGUACAUGGGCCACUCUGUACACAAGGCAGUGGUGCUGUCUCGAUUCAUCUUUGGGUUCCUGAUUCCUUUCUACAUGAUUGUCUUCUGCAGCCUGGUGCUCUGUGUGAAGCUGAGGACGUUGACCAUCAAAUCAACAAAGCCUUACAAAAUUAUGGCAGCGCUCAUCUUGUCAUUUUUUUCCUGCUGGGUCCCCUAUCAUACCUUUGUUCUCUUAGAGUUGGACGUGAAGAACCACAGCCUGGAGGUACUUCACACUGGCCUGAAGGUGGGGGCCACCCUGGCUGCAGCAAACAGCUUCAUAACUCCAGUUCUCUAUGUGUUCAUUGGCAAUGACUUUAAACAAACCCUAAAGCGAUCUUUGACAUCAAAGAUAGAGGAGGCGAUGGCGGAGGAUUUCCGUACAGGUCCUAGGGGCAGUGAUCUUUCCAGGGUGGCUGUGGGCUCCCCUAGUCCCUUCUUGGUGGUGCCACUAAAUGAUAGAGCAGAGAGAUAAAAAUAAAAUAUAAAACUGAUAAAAUCAUAUGCCAGGCCAUAUUUUACCUCAGAAGUGUGUACUGUACAUACAUGUAUGUAUCAAUGAUGUAUUUAUAAUAAUGAUAAAACCUCAUUGAUUUUUACAAGAUAUAACAUUUGUAUGACAAAAUUGUUUGUUUCAGUAAGUGAUGCAUGUUUAAAUUUAAACAAAAAUUAAAUUUAAAUUUUCUAAAAAAAAAAUCACCCAUAGAUAAAUAAAUAAAAUAAAUAAAUGAUACAGCUACUUACAUUGUUGUAACUCUAUUCAGUUCUGUACAUUUCAAACUUCUCUUUGGUUAAAUGUACCCUUUACCAGUAAGCAGUGCUGUUUAUUUUUGUAUUUGAGCAAUUUUAUAUUAAAUAAAACAUUUUACA